Molecule: messenger RNA, 261 nt
Organism: Arctia plantaginis
Lineage: Eukaryota; Metazoa; Arthropoda; Insecta; Lepidoptera; Erebidae
Source: the annotation of a GenBank genome assembly
AUGGACUUGUUGGAUGCUGAUUUUGUGGAAAAUAAAUUGCUUGGAUCUAUAAAGGAAGAAAUAUCGAAAACUCGAUGUGAGUUAACUGAUAUAAUGGCUGCAUAUGUUCUUCACGGCAAGACGGAGGAAGAACAGUGUGAAAAAUUCAAAAGAGCACUCUUACCAGCCUUAGAACAUGCUUUUACCUCGUGGAAUACCGUUAAAGAUGAUGAAUAUGUCAUGAAAGAAAACGUCAAUUCAUUAACAAAAGAAUUAACUUAA